AUGGAGGCCUUAAUCAGCUGCAAAAGGAACCUCACUUCUCUCCCACUUGAAUCCCACUUCAAACCAGCUCUAACUUCACAUCAUUUUCAUCUUAAUUCUCUUCCUUCGAACCCUCUCAACAAUGUUGAAAAUCCAAAAAUCCAACUCUAUAAAAACAAAGCAUUUUCAGUCCAAUCAACUCAGACACUUUCACCUCAAAAAGGCCCCACCAGGAAGGAUAGAAAACCACAGAAACAACGAAAAUUCACCGAGAAAGAUGCAUUUCCUGAAUCUUUACCAAUCCAGAACAAGAACCCACAUGCAGUUUACAGAGAUAUUCAGAAUUUCGCCAACCAAAACAAGCUUAAAGAAGCUCUCACCAUACUGGAUUACAUGGACCACCACGGGGUCCCGGUUAAUCCGACGACGUUUUCUUGUCUUAUUGCUGCUUGUGUUCGGCUUAAAGCUCUUAAAGAAGGGAAAUUGGUGCAUACUCAUAUAAGGAUUAAUGGGCUUGAGAGAAAUGAGUUCUUACAGACAAAGCUUGUUCAUAUGUAUUCGGCUUGUGGAUCAAUUGAGGAUGCCAAUAAGGUGUUUGAUGAAAUGCCCGUGCGAAGUGUGUACCCAUGGAAUGCAUUGCUUAGGGGGAAUGUGGUGAUGGGUGGACGUAAUUAUCGGGAAGUUUUGGGGACCUUUUUAGAAAUGAGGGAGGCAGGGGUGGAGUUGAAUGUGUAUAGUUUCUCUUGUUUGAUCAAGAGUUUCGCAGGGGCAUGUGCACUUUUUCAGGGUUUGAAGACUCAUGGAUUGUUGAUAAAGAAUGGUUUGAUGAGUAGUAACAUAUUGAGGACUAGUUUGAUUGACAUGUACUUAAAGUGCGGGAAAGUUAAGCUUGCAUUACGUGUUUUUGAGGAGGUAGAAGAGAGGGAUGUGGUUGUUUGGGGGGCAAUUAUCGCAGGAUUUGCUCAUAACAGGCUGCAGAGGGAAGCAUUGGAGUAUGUAAGGUGGAUGAGUAUGGAAGGGGUGGAAGUAAAUUCAGUAAUUAUAACUACUAUACUUCCAGUCAUAGGAGAAGUAGGGGCACGCAAACUUGGGCAGGAAGUUCAUGCUUACAUUAUUAAGACAAAGGAGUAUUCUAAGCAGUUGUUUAUUCAGUCCGGUUUGGUUGAUAUGUACUGCAAAUGCGGUGAUAUGGCCUCGGGAAGGAAAGUGUUCUACAGUUCAAAGGAGAGGAAUGCUGUUUCUUGGACUGCUUUGAUAUCUGGCUAUGUAUCAAAUGGGAGGCUUGAGCAGGCUUUGAGAGCAAUCACGUGGAUGCAAGAAGAAGGAUUUAUGCCUGAUUUUGUCACAGUUGCCACAGUUCUUCCUGUUUGCGGGGAAUUGAGGGCAUUGAAACAAGGAAAGGAAAUUCACAGUUAUAGCAUUAAGAAUGGCUUUUCGCCUAACGUGUCUGUUGCUACAUCACUAAUGAUGAUGUACUCGAAGAGUGGCCUCUUGGAAUAUUCUUCUAGAAUAUUUAACAGUCUAGAGAAUAAGAACGUAAUAUCAUGGACUGCAAUGAUUGAUUCGUGUAUUCAAUGUGGAUGUAUACCCGAAGCGUUUGGAGUUUUCCGGUCAAUGCAGUUAUCAAAGCACAGGCCAGAUUCAGUUGCAACCGCAAGGAUGCUGAGUGCUUGUAGUGAACUGGGAGUUUUGAAACUGGGAAGAGAGAUCCAUGGACAGGUAUUAAAGAGAAAUUUUCAGUCCAUUCCUUUUGUCUCUGCAGGGUUAGUGAAAAUGUAUGGAUUUUGUCAAGCAGUUGAUAAGGCAAAACUGGCUUUUCACUCAAUACCGGUCAAAGGAUCGAUCACAUGGACAGCCUUUAUUGAUGCUUAUAAAUGUAAUGGCCAGUAUCGGGAAGCAAUAAAUGUUUUUAAGCAGAUGAUUUCAGAUGGUUUUUCUCCAAAUUACUACACUUUACAAGUUGUCCUAUAUAUAUGUAAAAAGGCUGGAUUUGUUGAUGAAGCUUGCCAAUACUUUACCUUAAUGACUAGGAAAUAUAAAAUUAAGCCAUCUGAAGACAAUUACUCUAGCAUUGUAGGACUUCUAAGGCACUCAGGUCGUGACAAAGAGGCUGAGAAGUAUGUAAGACUGCAAGCUUCCUUGACUGGGUAAACUCUAAAACAGUCACCUAAGUCAUGGUUAUUAUGUAUGCUGGAUGUCUCAGAUGCAUGGACUGGGUGAUUCUUUCACUUAUAUCAAAUGAAAGCUGCACUGCAAGCUAUAACUUCAGGUUCUGGGAUUAGAUUUCAAUUAGAGUGGAGGAUACGACACCUCAGAGACAUGGCUGACCAGUUGACCAAUGAUCAUCCUACUCACUAACUAAGAUUGAGGCAGGUAUUAAACAUGGUCCAAGACGUGAGUUGUACAUGUGCGCAAGGAUUCAACAAAGCAGUCAUCAUUAUGUAAAUCAUAGAAAACAAUAUCCUGUACAUACAUUGGCACAUUGAAAGAUAUUUUGGCCCUUUGAAGUCGUAACAACCUAUACUGUAUGACAUUCUUGCUCUGCACUUCCCAAUGCAAAUUAUGUACUGAUGUAUAAUCUGAGUAUGAUUUUAUUGAACUUCUUGUAUGGACCUUU
Coffea eugenioides is the source of this 2596-nucleotide messenger RNA. Its product is annotated as pentatricopeptide repeat-containing protein At1g71460, chloroplastic. Gene Ontology annotation, molecular function: RNA binding; protein binding. The record is from RefSeq and is a predicted model, not a curated record. Gene Ontology annotation, biological process: RNA modification. Lineage: Eukaryota; Viridiplantae; Streptophyta; Magnoliopsida; Gentianales; Rubiaceae. The transcript has 2 exons. Bases 1 to 2130 code for a protein of 709 amino acids.